Messenger RNA from Dicentrarchus labrax (European seabass), 4670 nucleotides. RefSeq names its product aldehyde oxidase 5 (gene aox5). Gene Ontology annotation, molecular function: iron ion binding; molybdopterin cofactor binding; oxidoreductase activity. The record is from RefSeq and is a predicted model, not a curated record. The transcript has 35 exons. NCBI's taxonomy places the organism in Eukaryota, Metazoa, Chordata, Actinopteri, Moronidae. The coding region runs from base 199 to 4071 and encodes 1290 amino acids.
UGUUCUUGUCCUGAGACUUGUGAGAGUCAGCAGACUGCAGUGCCACCUGUGACCGGUCACACACAAUUAUCUGUAUGAUGUGUUGUUGAGAAAAAUGCAGAUCCAGAAGAGGUGCUGCUCAGUUUUCUGAGGAGAAAAGUUGGUCUGACUGGCACUAAGUACGGCUGUGGAGGUGGAGGAUGCGGAGCCUGCACUGUCAUGGUGUCCACAUAUGACCGCAACCAGAGGACAGUUGUACACUAUACUGUCAUCGCCUGCCUGCAGCCUAUCGUCACCCUGCACGGAGCCGCUGUGGUGACGGUUGAGGGCAUCGGCAGCACAAAGACCAAACUCCAUCCUGUUCAGGAGCGGAUAGCGAAGGCUCACGGCUCCCAGUGUGGCUUCUGCACUCCAGGGAUGGUGAUGUCCAUGUACACUCUGCUGAGGAACAAGCCCCAGCCCACCAUGGAGGACAUCAGGGAAGCUCUGGGAGGGAACCUUUGUCGCUGCACAGGCUACAGACCCAUCAUUGACGGAUUUAAGACUUUUUGUGAAAGUGAGCAGUCAUCCGGCUGCUGCCAAAACGGAAGAGCUGGUGGGGAAUGCUGUUUGGAAAACGGAGCAAAGGGCAGCAAAACCAACAACAGCAAGGAAAGUGAUCAGAUCUCUCAGGAACUCUUCCCAAUGGAUUGUUUUUUACCUCUGGAUCCUUCUCAAGAUCUUAUCUUCCCUCCAGAGCUGAUGAUUAUGGAGAAGAAAGUCAGUGGAGAUGCUCUUUAUUUCCAAGGGGAAAGAGUGAAUUUGGUUGCUCCGUUUAAGCUGUCACACCUCUUGGAGCUCAAGGCUGAACAUCCUUCGGCUCCACUGAUUGUUGGAAACACAACUAUCGGACCGAAGAUGCUUCUGAAAGGAGUCUAUCAUCCUCUGGUGAUCUACGCUGGAAGGAUUUCUGAGCUAAAAGCUGUGACAUGGGGGGAGACUGGUCUGACAGUCGGAGCCGCCUGCAGCCUCAGCACGCUGCAGAAGGAGGUGGAGAAGGUCGUGGUGGAGACGGAGGAGGAGAAAACCAGAGGAUACCGGGCGCUGCUGCAGACUCUUCGGUGUCUGGCAGGGAAACAGAUUCGCAACAUGGCGACUGUUGGUGGGAAUAUCCUCAGUGCCAACCCCAAAUACGACCUCAGCAGUGUUUUGGCUGCUCUGGACUGCACUCUGCACGUCAUAUCUAAAGAUGGGAUGAGGAGCAUACCCUUGGAUGAAAAACUCUUCGCUGACUUUGGAAAAACAGUCCUCAGGCCCGAAGAAGUCCUGCUGUCCAUCGACAUCCCCUACACCAAACCUUGGGAGUUUGUGGCGGCCUAUCGACAGGCCCAGAGGCGAGAGUUCGCCUUCUCCUUUCUUAACGCUGGGAUGAAAGUGGCCAUUAAGGAGGGAACCGACGUCGUGGAGUCCCUCAGUAUCUACUACGGUGGAGUUGGACCGACUCUGGUCAAACCCAAACUGACGUGCCAGCAGCUCGUCAGCCGAUCGUGGGGGGAGGAUCUUCUCUCUGAAGGCUGCCGCCUCCUGAAGGAAGACGUGGACGUUUCUCCGUCAAUCCACGGAGGCAGGGCAGAGUUCCGCAAGACCCUCGCCAUCAGCUUCUUCUUCAAGUUCUACAUGCAAGUCGUCCUGGAGAUGAGAGAGCGGGGGGUUUCAGACGCUGAUUUUCCUCUGGAGUAUCUCAGCGCACUCAAGCCCUUCAAGAACGAAGUGCCACAGGGUCAACAGUCCUUCCAGCUCGUAUCAGAGGCCCAGCCCUCUGCUGACCUGGUGGGUCGUCCCAGCAUGCAUCAGUCUGCUUUCCAGCAAGCCACAGGUGAAGCAAAGUACUACGACGACCUGCCGCUGGUCCAGGGAGAGCUCUUCAUCUUCAUGGUGACGAGCACCAGAGCCCAUGCUAAAAUAAUCAACAUCGACCCGUCAGAGGCCCUGAAGAUGCCUGGGAUGGUCACGUUUGUCUCUGCUGGAGAUGUUCCUGGGGCGAACUGCAGACUCUGGUUCAAUAACCCAGAGGAACUGUUUGCAGAAGAAGAGGUGGUUUGUGUUGGUCAGAUCAUCGGUGCAGUGGUGGCAGAGAGCAGGGAACAGGCCAGGAGAGCAGCUAAGGAGGUCCACGUCACCUACCACGACCUCCAGCCUGUCUUCUUCACUAUAGAGGAUGCCAUAAGGCACGAGUCUUACUUUGAACCCAAGAGGAAAGUGGAGAGGGGUGAUGUGGACGAAGCCUUAAAGACUGCUGAACACAUUCUGGAGGAUGAGAUCUAUAUGGGCGGUCAGGAGCAUUUCUACAUGGAGACUCAGGGAGUGAUCGCUGUUCCCAAAGGAGAACAUGAAGAGAUGGAUUUGUUUGUGGCUACUCAACACGCUGCCUUCACUCAGGAGCUGGUCGGCAUGGCUCUGGGCGUCGACUCCAACAAGAUCACCUGCCAUGUGAAGAGGCUGGGCGGAGGGUUCGGAGGCAAAGUCAUGAAGAUCGCUUCUCUCUCUGCUAUCACUGCGGUCGCAGCACACAAAACUGGUAGGGCUGUACGCUGCUGUCUGGAGCGAGGAGACGACAUGCUGAUCACCAGCGGCAGACACCCGUUUCUCGGAAAGUACAAGGUUGGAUACAACAACGAUGGCACCAUAGUAGCAGCAGACAUCACUUACUACAGCAAUGGAGGAUCCACACUGGACGAGUCAGCGUUUAUCAUGGACAAAGCUGUCCUCCACAUGGACAACGGCUACAAGAUCCCCAACCUGCGAGGUCGGGGAGUGGUGUGUAAAACCUACCUGCCCUCCUACACGGCCUUCCGCGGCUUUGGCGGGCCCCAGGGUCUGAUGGUGAUGGAGAGUGUCCUGCAUGAAGUCGCUGUUCGCUGUGGCCUACCAGCUGAAAAGGUUAGAGACAUCAAUAUGUACAGGGAGGAGCAGAGCUACACCCACCACAAGCAGCCCUUCAACCCCACCGACAUGGUGCGCUGCUGGGAUGAGUGUCUGGAAAGGGCUAACUACCAGGACAGACUUCGAGCCGUCCAGCUGUUCAACUCCUCCAACCGCUGGAAGAAGAGAGGCAUCAGCGCAGUGCCACAGAAGUUUGGCGUCGGCUUCUCCAAAGGUUUCUGUAAUCAGGGUGCAGCGUUGGUGAACAUCUACAAAGAUGGCUCCGUGCUGGUAACACACGGAGGGACAGAGAUGGGCCAGGGCAUCAACACUAAGGCUAUACAGAUAGCUAGCCGUGUCCUCAAGGUCCCCGUGUCUUCCAUCUUCACCAAGGAGACCUGUACAGGAAACGUCCCCAACGCAGCACCAUCAGCUGCCUCCUUUGGCACGGACGCCGUGGGCAUGGCAGUCAAGGAUGCUUGUGAGAAGCUGAUGAGGCGCCUGCAACCACUGAUGGAGAAGAAUCCCCAAAACACCUGGAAGCAAUGGGUUAAUGAAGCUUUCUUCCAGAAGACCAGCUUAUCUGCAACUGGAUUCUUUAUGGGUCCACCCACCGAUGUUGACUGGGAGAAAGGUGAAGGUCAAGCGUACUACUACUUCACCUUCGGUGCUUGCUGCUCUGAAGUGGAGAUCGAUUGUCUCACUGGGGAUCACAAGAACAUCAGGACAGACAUUGUGAUGGAUGUCGGGAAAAGCAUCAAUCCUGCUUUGGACAUUGGACAGGUGGAGGGAGGUUUCGUCCAGGGCGUCGGCCUGUACACCAUCGAGGAGCUGCAGUUCUCCCCAGACGGAGUCCUGAUGACAAGAGGGCCGUCUCAGUAUAAGGUCCCGGCACUCUGCGACGUCCCAGCUGAGCUCAAUGUUCACCUGCUCGCUAAUGCUGAAAACCCCCACGCCAUCUACCUGUCCAAGGGUAUUGGCGAGCCUCCGGUUUUCUUCGGCUCCACCAUUUUCUUUGCCAUCAAGGCGGCCAUCGCAGCAGCACGCACAGAGAGAGGACUGGGGGACGCUUUCCCUCUGAGCUCCCCUGCAACAGCCGAGAAGAUCCGCAUGGCCUGUCAGGACGAGUUCACUAAAAUGGCUUCACCUCCGACGGACGGGGCCAUGGCCCCGUGGUGCCUCGACGUGUGAUCAGCCUCGGCCCACAAGAAGACAAAUCUGCGUUAGUUUACAAACCACUCUUCAUUAUGUUUACUGCUAUUGGAUGUACAAUGGGUUUAUUUGUUGUCUUCAAUAACGGUUAAAUCAUUUCUUCUUCUUUUAUUCAAAUAGUGAUAUUGUAGGAUAAAGGCACAAGCACAACAAAUAAAUGUAAAUUGAAGUGGUCAUAAGGUAUUAAUUUCACAUUAUACACUGUUAGAAAUGAGAAUACAUGAGUUAUGAAAAAAAGCUUAAUUUGUUUGUUUAAAAUUAACAUGUAAAGAGAGUUUAGAGAGUAAAGUAAGUGUAUGAUAAUAAUCAUUGUUAGUUACAUUUAGUUCACAGUUUAGUUUAGUUUGAUCAAAUAAAAACAGAUUCAGAUGUUUAAGGCCCACGGUUUGUAAGAUCCUGGUUUGCUGGCUGGAAUCUGGAAACAAAACAAAAACAUGAACAGAAAUAAAUUAAUUUAUGGUGUAAUGGACAAUUUCUUACCUCAUCUCAAAAAGGGUUUAAUUCCUUUACAUUAUCAAUUGCCUGUUUAUUUUGUUUUAUUCCCACAAACAAAACAAUAAAGAAAGAUUAAAAGGUAA